Onychomys torridus (southern grasshopper mouse) is the source of this 1521-nucleotide messenger RNA. RefSeq names its product zinc finger CCCH-type containing 12D (gene Zc3h12d). Gene Ontology annotation, cellular component: nucleus; cytoplasmic ribonucleoprotein granule. Gene Ontology annotation, molecular function: RNA endonuclease activity; mRNA binding; metal ion binding. The record is from RefSeq and is a predicted model, not a curated record. NCBI's taxonomy places the organism in Eukaryota, Metazoa, Chordata, Mammalia, Rodentia, Cricetidae. Gene Ontology annotation, biological process: nuclear-transcribed mRNA catabolic process, RNase MRP-dependent; 3'-UTR-mediated mRNA destabilization.
AUGGAGCGUCGGAGCAAGAUGGAGUUUUUCCAGAAACUGGGUUACAGCCAGGACGACGUGGUCAGGGUGCUGGGCAAACUGGGUGACAGUGCAUUGGUCAAUGAUGUGCUACAGGAGCUGAUCCAGACUGGUAGCCGCCCAAGGGCCCAGGACGAGCCAGCCAACAGCACUGGGGUAGUGCUGACGCCCCGGGGAUGCUGCGGAGUCCGGGACUCUGCCCAGCAGGGCCUGGAAGAAGCUGGCGGAGAUCCAGCCGGUUACCUGCGGCCCAUAGUGAUCGACGGCAGCAAUGUGGCCAUGAGCCAUGGAAAUAAGGAAGCCUUCUCUUGCCGGGGAAUUCGUCUGGCUGUGGACUGGUUCAGGGACAGAGGACACACCUACAUCAAGGUUUUUGUCCCAUCUUGGAGGAAAGAGCCAUCAAGAUCUGAUACCCCUAUCAGAGAGCCUCACGUGCUGGAGGAGCUGGAGCGGCAGGCGGUGCUGGUGUACACCCCAUCCCGCAAGGUCAACGGCAAGCGAGUGGUCUGUUACGAUGACCGCUACAUUGUGAAGGUGGCCUUUGAGAAGGAUGGCGUCAUCGUCUCCAACGACAACUACCGGGACCUGCAGAAUGAGAACCCAGAGUGGAAAUGGUUCAUCGAGCAACGGCUGCUCAUGUUCUCCUUUGUAAAUGACAGGUUCAUGCCUCCUGAUGACCCCCUGGGCCGCCGUGGACCAACCUUGAGCAACUUCCUAAGCAAGAAGCCAAGGCCCCCAGAGCCAUCUUGGCAGCACUGUCCCUAUGGCAAGAGAUGCACCUACGGGGUCAAAUGCAGAUUCUACCACCCCGAGAGGCCGCACCACGCGCUGCUGCCUGUGGCCGACGAACUCCGCGCCAAGACGCGGGCCUGGCCCGGCGGUGGCGCCGAGGAGCAGCGGCCACCGAGUAUCCGGAGCAGCCCCGCAGCACCCCGGCCGCUUCCCCGGGAACCAGGCGCGCACAGUCUCCCACCGGCGCCGCAGCCCGCGACCCUGGCCACCCUGGGCCGGAGUUUCUCGCGGCUGACCUUCAGCGAAACCCCGGCCAGCUGCGUCUCGUCCCAGAUGCGUGAGCCCGACUGGAUGCCCACAGGUGGCCCCACGUCCUGGGCCGUGCCAACCCCUCGCGCGGGCGAUCUUGGGUCCCCAACCUGCCCGCAGGCCCAGCUGCCAGACGGACACCGUUCCAGGGACAUGCACAGUGACUUGCCUCCCCAGCGCAGAUCCCUGGAAGAUCCGUGGACACUCCUGCCCAGCUCCUACCGUUAUCUGAGUCACCCAGGCUGGCUCGAGUCUGCUUGGGGCAAGGACGGUUUUAGAGGACCUUCGGGGUCAGCACAGCCAGCAGCCAAUGGUGGGGGAGCACGCACUGCCUUCUGCAGUGUCUUCUCAGCUGAUCAACAGAACAGUGGGAUGGCCUCGGAUCCUGCGCUCUCUGACCUGGCUUUGCUCACCCUCCAGCAGGGAUCCCAAAGGACUGGUGCACGAUUGGGGGACCCUUAA